UCAUGUUCAUGCCUUCAUUUUUCUAACUAACUUCACGCUUCGUGUUUAGAAACAAAUGUCGCGUUCGGAAGAAUUAAUAUCCAUUUAGGAUAUUUUUGCGAAAUAAACAUUUCGUGUAAUCUUUGUGUAAUUGAUAAUUAGUUUAACAAAAUCAUGAAUGUAGUAUUCGGUGAUGUCGUUGCCGGUGUCUCAGUAUGAAGCCCUAUUGGCUGAGAUGCGCGGCCUAAGGCGGAAGGCCCAGCGCGUUCAACAAAUCGCCAGACCACUAUUACAAGGUGAAUCUUCACCUCUGUCAACAUAUUCCUUGGACGGUGCUACAGGACUGAGGGAAUUCAGGCCCCGCGCUGAACAAUUUUAUAAUGAUGGAUCUUCUGAACCUCUAGAUUACACAAUGGAUACACUACUUCUAGGACGACAUAACGCAACAUCACCAAAUUACGACCAUGGAGUUGCAAGCAGUGUUGAAGGGGACACAACAUGCAGUGAAGACGAAUACGGGGGAGCCACUAGAAGUAGUACUAAAUUAUCAGUUAGUAGCGAACCCGCUCCCGAUACAAACCGAAUGGGUGCUUUAUAUCACGGUACCUGGCCUGUAGAAAGAACCAUGUGGAACUCCGAACCCUCCAGUUUAGGAGUCAAGGCGGAUGCUCAGAAUUCUAGAAAGAAUAUCGGAAAUCAAAUGGCAAUGGAAGUAACGAGUGUAAUGAGCUUUGCAUCAAGCUCAGGAGGUGCGCCUUUAGAUAGGGUUCUUGGUAGCCCUGACAGGAAUAAAUGGUCUUCCCAGCAGUUAGAAGCUAAAAUGGAUGUAGUUCAUAGUCUCCUGUCAAUGUUAGGAGGACAAGAUCACGUAGAUAUGGGAGAGACUCUCCUAGCUCUGAGUUCCUGUCCUGAAAGUUGCCUUGCCAUGCGUCAGUCAGGUUGUAUUCCCCUUCUAGUACAAUUGGUACAAUCAGAUCGAGAUGGUGAGACUAGAACGAAAGCUGCACAGGCUCUACAUAACUUAGUACAUUCUCAACCAGACGAGAAAUUAAGAAAACGAGAAAGUCGUAUACUCAAACUGUUGGAACAUUGUAGAGCUUAUGUUGAAGCUGUCAAAAAUAAUAUGGAUUUUCAACCAGCCGAAAAAUCAGAAGAUGGUGAUAAGCAUCCUGUACAAACAGUGGCCCAUCUUAUGAAAUUGUCAUUCGAUGAAGGACAUAGACAAGCAAUAUGCCAGUUGGGUGGGAUACAUACAAUAGCAACAUUAGUUGAGGUGGAGCAUUCCAUGCACAGUAGCACAUCAACAGAAUCCCACUGUAUAUUGAUGCGUAGAUACGCUUGUAUGGCACUGACUAAUCUCACAUUUGGUGAUAGUGGCAAUAAGGCUUUAUUAUGUUCUUUUAAGGAAUUUAUGCGUUCCUUAGUUAUUCAACUUCAAAGUCCUAGUGAUGAGUUAAGACAGGUUACAGCCAGUGUUCUUCGAAACCUCUCCUGGAGAGCCGACUCAACCUCAAAAGAGAUUUUAAGAGAAGUAGGUUCAGUAACAGGAUUAAUGAAAUCGGCCAUGUUAGACAACAAAGAGAACACCCUGAAAUCAAUUUUAUCCGCACUUUGGAACCUGUCAGCUCAUUGUACAGAAAACAAAUCAGAAAUAUGUUCCGUGGAUGGUGCUCUUGGAUUCUUAGUAGACCUACUAACGUAUAAAACUCCUACCAAGUCGCUUGCCAUUAUAGAGAACUCAGGAGGAAUAUUGAGAAAUAUUUCCAGUCAGAUCGCGGUCAGGGAAGACUAUAGAGAAAUUCUCAGGCAGCACAAUUGCCUUCAGAUAUUGUUAGAUCAACUGAAAUCCCCCAGCUUGACGAUAGUUAGUAACGCUUGUGGUACAUUGUGGAAUUUAUCUGCAAAGUGUCAAGUAGAUCAAGACGCUUUGUGGCAAAUGGGUGCUCCGAGCAUGUUACGUUGUUUGAAUCAUUCCAAACACAAGAUGAUAGCUAUGGGAUCAAGUGCUGCGUUGAAGAAUCUGUUAAGUGCCAAGCCCCAACAAAUGUUUCAGCAAGAUUUGGAUGCCACAGCUUUGAGUUUGAAUCUUCCGACUCUACCUACCCUUGGUGCUAGAAAACAAAAAGCGCUGCUUCAAGAUCUAGAUUCCAAUUUGACAGAGACAUAUGAAAAUAUUGAAAAGGAUUCCCCAGUAAAAAAGGAAUCGAGAAGAAAAUCGGAAGUUCAGGAAUUAACCAAUAAUUUCUCAAGUCUUAAUUUAAACGAGCCUUCAACGAGCUUUUCUUCGGAUCCUAGGAUGGCUCCUAGGAUACCUCAGACAUACGGUAGUACCAGUUUACCGUAUAAAAGACCAAAUUGUACAUUCAUUCCUGUUAGAAAUAAAUUUUCGGAUUGCGCGUAUGAUGAUGAAAUCGACGUUUCUGACCAGCCCAUAGACUAUAGCAAAAAAUAUUCUGAAACUAAGGUGCCAACUGUGGAAAAUCCAAGUACUUCUACAAGCAAAGAACACGAGUAUACUUACACCAAAGCAAAAUCUGAUAAAGACUCAAGUUUUAACAUAUAUGCGGAAACGGAUUUGGAUCAACCCACUGAUUAUUCCUUGAGAUAUGCCGAAGACGAUUCCGACUCAGAAAUUGCAAAAAAUGAAGACACGAUCAAAACCUACUGUACCGAAGAUACUCCAUAUGAGACCCCAUUUAAUUUUUCUACUGCUACGUCCAUGUCCGAUUUGAGGAUAGAUGAGAAACCAGUUAUCGAUAAUGAUAAAUUGAAGGAUAGAGAACAUAAAAAUAGUAAAAAAAUAAGCGAAAGUCCAGAAGAAAAGGAAAGAUGCAGCACCGAAGACAUUUCCGACCUUGACCACCGAACGAAAUUGACAGAAAAAAUCCCAAAAUCUGAACUUAGUUCCGGUCUAAUGUCGCCAGAGAAACCAGUUAAUUAUGCAGAAGAGGGCACGCCCGGUUAUUUUUCGAGGGUUAGUAGUUUCGGUUCUUUAACUUCCAUACCUGCAAACGAAAGAAUCAAAGAAACCAAAGAGAGUGAAAACAGGAAUUUGGAGAAUGUAAAGAAUGUGGAGAAGAUAUCGACGAAAUCAUCCGUGGAAACCAAAGCGGUGAAAUUUGAAAGGGUAGUGAACUAUGCAGAAGAGACGCCCCUAAUGUUCUCAAGAUCCAGUUCAUUGGCGUCUUUAGAUAGUAUAGAACAACACUCCAUUCAUGAUGAUAGAAGUUCAGUAGUGUCUGAUUUCAGUCGCUUAACCAGUGGAAUCGUGUCUCCUAGUGAACUUCCUGAUUCACCGACUCAAACAGUUCCACCAAGUCCUAAGCCGAGGAAAACAUCGCCAGAAUUUCCCUCUAGCUCAAAGACAAGAAUAACCUCAGAAAACAGACCUCAACCCGCUGCUAGAACUUUACCUAAACCAAGUGUUUUUGAAGACAACGUAACUAAAUUCAAAGAAGAAAGUACACCGAUUCAGUUUUCGACAGCGACAAGCUUAAGUAGUCUCACCAUUGACGAACCAGAAGAUAAUAUUGAGCAGGCCAUUGGAAUAAAACCUGAAGAGAGCAUCGACGAAGAAAAAGUCGAAAAUGAAGAGGUAGAGAAGAAGGACGAAGAAAAGGAAACAGCUAAUUCUGACAUUAAUGAUGAAUUUGUAGUGGAAUCAGACGUCGAUGAAGACAUUUUAGCGGAUUGUAUUAGUAUUGGAAUGCAAAAUAACAGGCACAGUCAACCCAAAUCUAUUCCAACUUCAACUCCGACCAAGUUACCAAUUUCAAGCUUCAAAUACACGCCCAAAGCAGGUCCCAACACUGGAAUUCCAAUGCCUAGGAUGAAUUCAAGAGCGCAACAGCCUAAUACUUCAAGAUUAUCAAAUUUUGAUAACGCCAUGGGUAUUCCAGGAAAUCAUGUAGACACCCUGCGGAUGUAUUGCACCGAAGACACGCCUGUAAGAUUAAGCAAUGCUGCAUCGAAUUCAGAUUUAAGUUUGUUAUCAGUUUCAAAUGGUAAAGAAGGUUCUAGAAGGGGAGAUUAUUUAUCUGAUGAUAGCAGUAAUCUAUCAGGUGAAAACGACAACAUUCUUGCCGAAUGCAUCCAAUCCGGCAUGCCGAAAGCUAAAAAAGAAUCGAAAAUUCCUGCCAACACCAAACCGUCGAUACCGUCUUCACUACCCCGACGUAGCAUUCCGUCUAGCGGCGCCUCCGCCAAAUUCUCUCCCGUCCCGCUCGCAGGAAAUUCGAGAAGAAGCGAAGCCCCGAAGAUGCACCCCGCGGAUUUAAAUAGAAGGGAUAAUUCGCUACCAGUGUAUCUGAAUGCGGCGAGAGACGAGGUGGAAAACUACGCAGUGGAAAAUAGCCCAUGUCAUUUUUCGUUGAGAAGUAGUUUGAGCGAUCUGACAGUGGACGGAAGUGUAGCUGCAUUGAAAAGGAAUGGUGGAAAUCAUUGUGAAGGACCUUCAAAUAAAUCUGCAACCCAGGACUCAGAAACAGGCAAUGUCAACACUUCUCACGAACACAAUGUCAGCCAACAGUCCAGAAGAGAAUCCCUAUCUUCCAUUAGUGUAGAAUCUUUGGGCUCUCUAGAGGCCGAACAAGCUCUUUUAGCACAAUGUAUUUCCUCUGGAAUGCCUAAAAGUCACUCAGAAACCAGAUCUAAGCCCUUGGAUAUACCCAAUUCUAGAUCACAACCGAUGAACCCCGUAUCGCACUCUUACGAUUCAUCAAGUCCGCCAUUACAUGACCACCAUCCAAAAAACGUGAGUGCUGCGUCUGUUGCCGGGAACACACAAGAAUUGCCCACCAGCAACUUGAUCUACAACGAAGAGGAUCCAGCAAAUCAGUCCAGCGCGGUAGCAGGCGUAGAAAAAAAUCCAGAAAUCCUACAGGAGAACGUGACAAAGGAGGUGGCGGAGAAAGAGGCGAACGAUCGACGUCGAGAAGUGCGAGAGAGAACAGAGAUCCUAAUAAGGAACAGCCUCACAGGUACAUCACUGGCCAAAUGCUCGCCUACAGAAGAGAUCUCAUUCCCAGAAGGGACGAAGAAUGGAUCUAGAAAUUCGUUGCACAAAAUUUUAGACGUGAUGGAAGACAGACUAAUUCGCAGUUGUGAUGAUUCUAAAGCAGUCGAUAACAGAAUGCUCGAUCCGGAUGCGAUGAUCGAAUCCCUGGAUAGAUUUACAGCAGAACUGGUAUCACAGGCUAGCCAUCUGAACAAGGACGAAAAUUAUAAGGUAUCCACAGGUGAUAACACUUGGAAUGAAGAAGUAUCACCAAAUGAUGUUACCUUUCCAAGUAUUUCCGGUAGUGCUCCCAACGUUAUUACGUUCAGUAAUGAAGAAGAGGAGAUUGUUGAAGAAUUGAGAGUGGACGAAUUAAAGGAGGACUUACUAGAUGAAGGAAUCCCGUCCAACGAUUUUUCUUCAAUAAACACAUCAACAAUGACAGACAGUACACUAAUAGCAAUAGAAGCCAGUAAAAUGGCUACAGCGUUUAAACAAGAAGCCGAAAUGUCCACGAGCAUAACAAGCGCAGCUUCUCUAGAGUUAGACCACGUUCAGCCUCCAUCAAAUAUGAAUUCAUUAACAAACAGUGCAGUAGGACUACCUAGAAGCCCUAAAUUACCCAAAAGGAAAAAAUCGUUGCCUCCUUCGUUGAUGGUCCGAAGAGCUUUGAGUAAUUCGCUAAAUAAUGGUUCAAGUUUGGAAAGCCUGUCCAAUUUGGAUCACAUUAAUCCUCCCUCUGACCUUCUAUUUGACAUGGAAGGAAGUAUGACCAGUGUUGCAAGUUUGCCCAACGACCAUAGAGCUGAUUUUCUCAUUAACGGUCUUAUCAACAAUCCACAGAGCACUCAACAUCCGAUUUUUGAUUUGAAGCAACCUUUUAGCGAAUUAGAAAACAUCAACCCACCAUCGCUUUUUAACGAGAUCACAGACUUCUGCAAUUCUUUGGCGGAUGUUCCGACAGAAGGGAUAGGCAGCGAGACUGAGAUUUUUGAAGACUGCUUUACUCAUGUCGUUGAUGAAGAUGGUACUGCGGCCGAUGUAACCAUUGCCGAAGAUAUGGUGGAUGGUACAGAUUCAAUAAUGGAAACUGCAUUAGACAACGACGAAGAUGAAGUUACCCUAUUUUCCGAUGCCAGGAGCAGUAUAGAAUCAACACCAAAGAAAAUACGAAGUUUAAGUAAAUCCAUGACUACGAAACAACGGAGAAACCAAGCUAGAGAUCGUUACAAAACCUACACAGUAGCCGCGGAAAUGUUAAUGAGGGAAGAUAUUGAAAAACAAAGAGAAAUCAGUGAGCAUAGUACGUUAACAUGUACGGAACAAUUUAAAAGUGCGACGGAAGGUUAUAGAACUGCAACUUCUGAUAGUAGACUGGCAGAUGCCGAGAGUAAUAGUAAUAGUUACAUCAAUUCACCUACAUAUAGUUCCGGAAAAGAAAAGCUAACGCCGAAAGAAAGAAGACAGUUAAAUAGAUCACGUUUCGAAACACAAGUAUUAGACCAAGCCAUAACCGAUAUUCUCCAACAACCUGUGAUACACACCGUAGACCCCUCCGAAGUGCCCCAAUUAAGUUCCAACUCAAAUAGCUGUUCCUCUUCUCCAGCACAGAGCCCAGCUAGAACCAAACUAAGUAUUAGACGAAACUUUAUGCAAAAAAGACUAGAAAAUAGAGAAAGGUUCAGGACGAGAACUAUAAGUGAGUCUAGUUUUUCGCCCGAAAUUUCUUCUGCGUCGCCUCCCUUAAAUGGUGAAUCGGAAGUACAAUUGCAUUUACAGAAGGAAGCUAACAGGGUCUUGAAAACAUUGCGAGAUACAAAAACCCAAGAUGAACUCCUAGAUUGUGAGACUUUGAGUUUAGUGAGCAAUGAUGACGAUUCGGAAUACAACUCUGGAGGUUCUGUCAACUACAGAACGUAUCACAAGAGUUGGGGAUUGAAGAAAAAUGUUCCUGUUAUUACCAAUAUCAAGACUAACGAAUUGAAUAAUCAUCAAGCCGAAACUAGUCCUGUGGAAGAAGUCAAUUCUGAUGAUGAAAACAUUGAAAAUGAGUGCAGAGUAUUCGCCAAACCGAAAAUAGUAAAACCAGAAGGUAGGGUUAUCACAGAAGAAGCUCCAGUUGAAGAAGUGCCCAAAGGAAUAAGAGGCCGUAGAAAACCACUUUAUUCCAAAACCAUUACCAAUUCAACACCAAAGAAUAUAAAACCAGUCAGGAAUAUGACCUCCAAUUUAGUGAAAAACGUCACAUCGACGCUUAAAUCCGGGACGGCUUUGAAAGCCGUGGUUUCGAGGCAAAACAAAACUGUAACCGCACAAACACAAAGUAGAACAUCGAGUGGAUAUGGCAGCAGAAGCGUAUCAAAUUCAAUGUCGCCAAAAACGAGUCCUGCACGAACACCAGCAAGCAGUAGAGGUAGUCCGAAACAUGUGGCCACCCCCAAAGCGACGAAUUUUAAUCCAUUAAAGGGGACUCCACCCUUAGACCGUCAAGGUACAUUCACAAAGGACGAACCAAAUUCAAACAGUACUGCACCUUCACCUACAGUUACCAAAGCUACCAGCAAAAUUCCCACAGUCUCCAAAAUUCCAGCCUUCGCAUCUAAAAUAGCUUCUAAAAUAACAUCACCGUCUUCUAUCUCUAAAUUACCUGGGAAACCACCCAUAAGCACAACGAGAAAUGGUUUUACAAAAUCUGCCAGUUCUGAUAGAGCAAACAAGAAUCCUAAAGUGUAUAAUAGGUCUACAAGUGCGGACAGUAGAGAGCAGAAUACCAGGAAGAUUCAUGCGAGUCCUUCAAGUCAAAGCUUGAAGGGAGAAGGGAAGCCUCAGCAGAAUGGGGCUGUGAAGAAGUCUUCGAUACCCAGUCUUACUCAAAGAUCUAGUAGUAAUACUAGUUUAAAUUCGAGCGGUAGUGCAAAUUCAAAGAAGCAAGUAACCAGUAAGAUUGCAAGUUUGUGGAAGAAGAUUGAAGACAGUAAAAAACAGACACCUAAACCAGACACUCGAGUCUGGAUUCAAGCUGAAAGUGAAAAUGAACCUCCUCGUUUAAUCAGGAGCAACACAUUUGACAAUAAAGAUGGGUCAGGAUUGAAAACACGUUGUGAAACUGAAGAGAAGCGCAUUUCAAGGUUGGACUCUUUCGUUAUAACAGAUGGAGGUGGGGAUGGAGUUACGACUGAUAGUUUUUAAUUUAGUUUCAAUUUAGUGUUCUUUUAAGGGCAUUCUUUAUUUUUAGCAUUUUGUCUUUAUAUACUGUGAAUUAUUUAUUGUAGAUACAUAUAAACUAUACAGUGCUUUCAAUUUUUUUGAUUAUUUGGGUUAUUGUGUGUACCUUUUACUAGAUUUUGUAUUAAAUUAAUGUGAUUUGAAAUCGGCCCAUUUUGAACUUUUUACUCGAACUAUAUUUUUUUUUUAGAAACUAUUACUCGGAUCAAAAAAGGGGUUAGGUUGUUUGAAAGAUAAUUUAAUAUGCUUUAAUAUGAGUACACAUUUAUGAAAAUUUAUUUCGACUUCUUAUGUUUAACAUUGUAAAAUUCAUCAAGAAAAUUAACUUUAUUGCUAACACAAAAAGGGUAUUUGACAAUUAAAAAUAUAACAAUUAAUGUUUUAAGGUACUAGUACACUUUAGAAGACCAAAAAUAAACAUUUUUUCAAGAUUUUUUUGCUCAAAACCUUUAUUAAAAAUGAACAUAAAACUUUUUACAUAUGAGUUACAUAUGUAACUCUUAGAGAAUACAAAAAUAUAUCUUUUUUUUUAUUUAUGCACGUACACUAAUAUUGUAGAGGGCGCCAAAUUCGAGGCCUCGAAAAAAGUGGUUCCGAUGGCGGACAGUUAAUCUCAGGAUUGGGAUCUCUGGGAAUUCAACCCAUAAAAACUGCUGUUUGUUAGAAAUAUCUAAAAGGGCUAUCUAAAAUAAAAAGUACUGUACCAAUUGCAUGCAAUUUUGAAAAUUUGCAUGAGCAUUUAUUAUAAGAAGAAGUACAUGUAAAACAAUUUUCAUAAAAAAAUAUUGAAAAUUAAACGAUUUAUGCGCCAUCUACUGACACCGUGAAAAUAAAAACAUAGACUUUAACUAUUUUAAUGGGAAAUAAGCCACAAUAUUAUUAAAAAUGAUUUUUAUUAACGUUUCGACGCCCAAAUCGGGUGCCGUUGUCAAAAUACAAAAUAAUACUAACAUAAACAAAAAUGUUGUUGCUUAGUAAAAAAAUUCUUCUAAUAAUUUAUUUAAUUUGACUCAUUUAUAUCGGCAAUUGAGAUACGCAUGAUACAUUUUAAAGUAGAAGACUUUAAAAUGAUAUUGCCAAUAUUUAUGAGUUGCGUUCCUGGGACGACUUUACUGAAAGAUAGUUCAUUCGAUUACAUGAAAUCAACCCCAACUCAAGAAUAUCCGUCACAAAAAAUCAUAGUAUGUGAUCUGUCUUUAAAAAGAAAGAGGAAGUCAAUAGAAAGAAAAUACCACAAUUAGUAAGUCAAUAGUCGAGUUAGUACAUAAUUUAUAUUUUAGUAUUACUUAUAUAUCCAUGUAUUAUUGAUAUUAUUUAUAAUUUAAACAAAAUUAUAGUAAAGUCAGAAUUUGGUAUUAAUUUUGAGAGUAAAUUAAAUGUAAAACCAAAUACUUACAAUGUCGGGAUAGUAUCACGAGGUUUUUCCUGGUUUUCCCUCGUGAUUUACUAUGAAAUCUCUAACGCGAGAAUUUUAAUGUCACAGUUGCAUAUGGUUGUCUUUUUAAAGACAGAUCACAUACUACGAUUGUGACGGAUAUUCUUGAGUUGGGGUUGAUUUCAUGUAAUCCAAUGAACUAUCUUUCAGUAAAGUCGUCCCAGGAACGCAACUCAUAAAUAUUGGCAAUAUCAUUUUAAAGUCUUCUACUUUAAAAUGUAUCAUGCGUAUCUCAAUUGCCGAUAUAAAUGAGUCAAAUUAAAUAAAUUAUUAGAAGAAUUUUUUUACUAAGCAACAACAUUUUUGUUUAUGUUAGUAUUAUUCUGUAUUUUGACAACGGCACCCGAUUUGGGCGUCGAAACGUUAAUAAAAAUCAUUUUUAAUAAUAUUGUGGCUUAUUUCCCAUUAAAAUAGUUAAAAUUGUAAAAAUGCCCCAAGAAAAUAUCUUCAGAACAACAUUAAAAAACAUAGACCCACUGAUGCAGUGAUUGGGGCUAAUAGAGAUCCUGAAACAUAAAAUUUCAAAGUGAUUAUUGAAAUAUAAGUAAUUUCCUAUACCGUCAACUAGGAUUUUUGACAAAUAUUGAAAUUUGGAAAAAUGACGAAGUGUUGAAAAUUUUUUUUUUAAUUAGCUAAAACAUUUUCAUUUUCAAAAACCGCCAAAUUGACAUUUUUUAUCUGUUCAAAAAACCCCUAGUUGAUGGUAUAUAAAAUUACUUAUAUUUCAGUAAUAACUUUGAUAUUUUAUGUUUCAGGAUCUCUAUUAGUCUCAAUCACUGCAUCAGUGGGUCUGUUUUUAUUUUCACGGUGCCAGUAGAUGGCGCAUAAAUCGUUUAAUUUUCAAUAUUUUUUUAUGAGAAUUGUUUUACAUGUAUACUUCUUUUUAUAAUAAAUGCUCAUGCAAAUUUACAAUUUAUACAGUACUUUUUAUUUUAGAAACUCCCAAAAAAAGUAUAUGAAUUUCGUACUUUUACACUAGGAUAUCCCUUAAAUUAUCUUUCAAAUAGUAUAUCCCUUUUUUUGAUUCAAUUAGUUUCAGUAAUAUAGUUCAAGUCAAAACUUUAAAGUGGGCCGAUUUUUAUGCACGUAAGUUUAUUAUUUUUGAAGAACUUUUUCAAACUUAGUAAAGUCAAUAUAUUGAGUGUUAUGGUAAAUUUGUAACUUUUUUUGCAUUGUGAGAAGUCUAGUAAAACGGUUGAUGUUAAAUAAAUUAACCUAUUUUCAAAUGUACUCUUAAAAUAUUGAACAAUGUUUUUCUUAAUUUAAUUUAAGCCAUGAAAAUGUAUUUCUAGUCGCAGUUAUUUUGAAUAAGACUGUAUAUUGUAUUUAUUUAGGUAGCGUUAUACUGUUCCCGUGAUAACUUAGUGUAAUUUGUAUAUACAUAAUAAAAGAAGAAGUAGUUAGUGAUAGUUUUUUAAGAUUUGUAUUUCCUUUCGAUUUUUUAAUUAGCGAGCCACUGCUGAAGCUCGCUAUUCUAGUUAGAGGCUGUUUUUUGUCAUAUAUUCUAGAUAAAGUCGUUUAUAUGAAUAAAUAUGCUUUUAAGUUCAA
Messenger RNA from Diabrotica virgifera virgifera (western corn rootworm), 11183 nucleotides. RefSeq names its product adenomatous polyposis coli protein. Gene Ontology annotation, molecular function: microtubule binding; beta-catenin binding; gamma-catenin binding. Gene Ontology annotation, cellular component: cytoplasmic microtubule; beta-catenin destruction complex; catenin complex. Lineage: Eukaryota; Metazoa; Arthropoda; Insecta; Coleoptera; Chrysomelidae. Gene Ontology annotation, biological process: cell fate specification; pattern specification process; negative regulation of microtubule depolymerization. The transcript is spliced from 31 exons. The coding region runs from base 173 to 8164 and encodes 2663 amino acids. The record is from RefSeq and is a predicted model, not a curated record.